Messenger RNA from Oncorhynchus mykiss (rainbow trout), 1991 nucleotides. It is a transcript of the gene commd4, whose product is annotated as COMM domain containing 4. The record is from RefSeq and is a predicted model, not a curated record. NCBI's taxonomy places the organism in Eukaryota, Metazoa, Chordata, Actinopteri, Salmoniformes, Salmonidae.
UUUAGUCUCUACUUGAUGUGGGGAAAAAAAAUAUAUAAAUGGUUUGCCCUGCCCCGUCUCCCUAAACUCUGGGAACAAUGUUUUUGUCCCGGGACUUGAGCGUUAUCACAUGACACUUGGUCAACUGCUGAAAUGAGAUUCCGGUUUUGUGGGGAUUUGGACUGCCCAGACUGGGUUCUUGCCGAAAUCAGCACUUUGGCGAAAAUCUCAAGUGUGAAGAUGAAACUCCUCUGUGUCCAGGUGUUGAUGGAUCUGCUGGGAGAGGGUAUUGAUUAUGACAAAGUUUCAAAGCUAACUGCAGAUGCAAAGUUUGAGAAUGGAGACAUCAAGGCCAGUGUAGCCGUGUUGACCUUCAUCCUCUCCAGUGCAGCCAAACAUGAUGUGGACAGUGAAUCUCUCUCCAGUGAGCUGCAGCAGUUAGGACUCCCUAAAGAACACACCACAGGACUGUGUAAAUCCUAUGAAGACAAGCACAUUCUCCUGCAGGAGAAGCUAAGGGAGAGCAGUCUGAGAUUGGGUCGGUUGGAUGUAGUGUCGUGGCGUGUUGACUACACCUUGAGUUCCAGUGAGCUUCAGGAGGUUAAUGAGCCCACAGUGAAGCUCUGUCUCCAGACCCAAGGGGCAGAGACUGGACACACGGAGACCACCAUCGUCUCUGUGUCUGCAGACAAGUUCAGAGUCCUGCUGACAGAACUAAAACAAGCACAGGCCAUGAUGAAUGCACUACAAUGAAGCAAGACUCUAAAGGUUUCGAUUAAGGAUGCAGUGACUGGAUCAGAAGAAAGUCAAGCAAGAGUGCAAGACAUUGACAGAAUAUCAUACAGGAUGAGUGGACCAUGAUCUUUUGAAUGUAUUUUGUACAUUGUGUUUAUUCUAUAAUUGUUAUUAAAUAUGUUGCUGUAUUUCUCAUUUGUCCAUGUCGAAUCUAUAUGUAUUUUCUUGAAAAAAUUACAACUUUACAAUUAAAUGUUUUGUCUACUUGUAAUUUGUUAAUUAGAAAAUGUGUAAGAGUAGAACUUACCCUCUAGUAACAUUUGGUGACGGGUACCCGUAGAUAUUAAAUGUGGAACUACAUGUCCCAUCAGCCAUUGCUCUUUUUAAGUAUUGCAACUGGCCGACUAAGGUGCAUCACUGAGUGGGCGUGUUAAUGUGAGUCGCAGUUCCAGAAGCAGCACACGUAAGUUCGUUGUUGUAAUUGCAAACAUUGUUCAUUGAUAUUUAUUGAAGAUGCACUCGGAAACAAAAAAGCUCAAAAUCACGAAGUAAAUUUACCACCAGAUUGAAAGUGAGUGCUGUUUGGCACGUUUUUUAAAUGAAUAUAACGCAGUAGCUAGCUAACGUUCGCUAGUUACACAACUCAUUUAACAUCACAACACUCCAUGCGUCCAUACAAGGUUUGGCUAUUGACUUGCAUGCAAUUUAUUCGUAAAUACAUUCGUGCAGCUACUUUCCUGACAUUGUCACUCGCUGCUUGUGUAAAAAGUGUACAGUACAGGCUGUAUGACAAUGUGACUGCCCACAAUGGCUGUUUAGAAAAAUAUGAUUUAAUUGAAUGUGUAGCCACAAGGUCUCUUUUUAAAUUGUACCCGCCAAACAAUUGAACAUGUAAUGUUUGGAAUUAACUUGCGUAGUUGGGCCUAUACUAUGCAGUGUCCUAAAACUCUUCUGUCUGUCUCUCUUGGUCCCCCUGUCUCCAGAACCACCAGGAUGCCUUAGGGUCAAGAGCUGCACCUGGCCAGUCUGUCAACAGGAUGCGUUGUGGGUGGUCUUCACUGGCCCUGUACAGAGACUUCAUAUCCAUGCACAUUGAAUUUCUACUGGUACCUGUGAAAAUAGACAAGUUAUCUUUACUCAUUGUGUAUUUAUUAUUAAGUGUUUUGCUUUUCUUUCACUAUUUUCUUUCUCUCUGCAUUGUUUUCUCUUAGCAUUUACUGUUUGUCUACACAUGUUGUUUAGUAAGCAUGUUAUGAAUAAAGAUUAAUCAGAUGUCA